Phytophthora nicotianae INRA-310 is the source of this 1626-nucleotide messenger RNA. RefSeq lists its product as hypothetical. The record is from RefSeq and is a predicted model, not a curated record. NCBI's taxonomy places the organism in Eukaryota, Oomycota, Peronosporomycetes, Peronosporales, Peronosporaceae. Bases 1 to 1503 code for a protein of 500 amino acids. The transcript has 3 exons.
AUGAAGCAAGCGCUGGUGCAUUGUGUGAACGAAGGACCUUCACGUCAUUUGACGAACCAAGCGAUCAGGAGGAACGAUGAAUUCGCGACUGCGGAGCGAAAACUGUUAGUGAUGUGGUUUGUGCUGGGUCUGGCGCCUUUGAUUCUUCAAACUCGAAGUUUCCUGAAGUUCGUGACACCGCACAAAGUGACCACGAGUCUCGUAGUACCGCCCGAUGUUGAUCAAAAGACAGUUAAUAUGACUGAGUUAUGUCCUGCAUUGGGACUUCAGAUGGCCCAAGUCUGGUGGAAUUUUGAAACUACACACUACUACGACACACAACAAGGGCGACUCUGUCAUAUCGUUUCUCCACAGUAUAAUUGCCAUGGAAACUACGUGGUUGGGACUGAGAAGUCUAAAGCUUCUUCCCAGGCUCCAACCAGCUGUAUCAACAACAGUUUUGUUGCUGAAAUGUAUUUCUACCAUGGUACCAUUGGUUUUUAUUCCUUUUACGAAGAGAUCACAGGAACCUACUGUACAACUGAUCCACGAGAUGGCGGCAGUCAUGGAUAUAGAAUGUCGUAUUGGUUUGCUACGGUGGGGACAGUGUGGAUCCUGUAUCGAGCAAUCGUAUUUCGACGAAGUUACGUUUCUUCUCACGGUGCAGCGAAUUAUCACCGUGUUGUGUUGCUGUACCUCUUGGUUGAAGGGAUUAUGAGCGACUUGUUCUUACUCGUGGCAACUGAUGAAAUGUUUGCCUGGCUUCAGUACAUUUCAUUCGGCUACAACUUAUCUGGCUUGGUGCUGCUGCUGUUUGAGAUGAUCGAGAACAUGGGAUGGUUAAAUGAGCGUACUCGACUCUGUAUUAAACGCUUGUUGUUUAGCUACGAAUCUUCUUUGUUUGGGGAACUUCUAAGUGCGAUUGGCCAGUCCCAUUUCCUCACAUCUCUUAGUCAUUCGGAUCUGAAAGAUUCGGGGUCUACAGCACGCGCUGUUUCCUACUAUGUGUGGGGUUUAGUGGGCCACGGUGUAAUUGUGCUUCCCCUUAUUGGAUUCAUUAUGUCCGUACGAAUCGUUAGGGCGAUCACUUACACGCGCUGGCGAUAUGGCGUAGACUGGAAUGUUUUUAUAGCGCCGUGUAGCGUUGAUACGACGCUGGGAAUGCUCAGCAAAAUGAUGAUGUUGAGAGGCUACGAAUGGAUGGAGGGAGAACUCUGCUAUAAACGUGAUGCACUCAAAGCGUUUGGAAUUCUUAGAAUGGAGGAAGAUGGUGCUGAAUUUCUAGCUUUACGCAAGCUUUGUUGGUUUCAUGUACCGAGACAUGAAUUGGCAGUAAUUGGAGCUGUGUCAGGGCAGCGUGUGGAGCCGUGUACCGAACGACCAUGUUUGGGCGUGGUGGGAUUUUUCGACCGAAGUUUAGGUGGUUCUAUCGCUGAAACAGGGAGACAACGCCUUGCUAUGAUUCAUGGCAGGAGUCGAAGUAUACUUCGACCAGCUCCGCUACAUAUAUUCCCAGCACCUUAAGUAUUCACGUAUAUAGCUGUAGUGGCAGCAUCAAGCAUCGAUCUCAUCGAUUUUUCGUAGAAAAAAAAUGCGCCAGUAUUUCGUACGUAGUACACACAGUACACUCACCACCAGUGGUGGCGC